Wasmannia auropunctata (little fire ant) is the source of this 1144-nucleotide messenger RNA. RefSeq lists its product as uncharacterized. Lineage: Eukaryota; Metazoa; Arthropoda; Insecta; Hymenoptera; Formicidae. Bases 233 to 565 code for a protein of 110 amino acids. The record is from RefSeq and is a predicted model, not a curated record. The transcript has 2 exons.
AAGUAUAUGACGAAAUGUGAUUAGAACAAAAGAAUGACGAUUGCAGGUGUUGCAGCGUACGGUAACAAUACCUCACGUAAUUUGCAGUCAUUGUUCGGAUCUGGAUACGGUUCCUAACCUGCAGUUCCUAAACGCGACCACUUAUUGCAUUCCGUGUAAAGAAUAGAGAACAAAAGAGUUUAAGACGCUCGAAAUUGCAAAUUUAUGAAGCGGAUUCAUCAAGGGAAAACUGAUGUCAGCAGAUAUGCCAAACAACAAGGACACCAGGAAUCAGGAGGAAUUCGAGGAUCGCGUCGUCACGGACUCGGUUCACGAGAGAUUUCGGCAAACGCGUGUUCGUUGUGACGAGUGCGAUCGCGACAUCCCGGGAGACGGGGCUGCCAUAAGGAAGCACUUUGACGAUUCGCAUCCCUCGGAGAGGCACUGCUGCUACUGCAAAGGCAAGGUGUUUACAUAUCGAAAGAUCACGACAAUGGAUUGUAGAGAAUCGUCAGAGAGUUUUGUAUAUCACAAAUGCAAGCACGAGGAGCAGUUCCAAACAAAUGCAUUGAAAAAAUCUUCCUAAAUGUCAAUAUUUCAUUGUCUUCAGUAACUUCUAGAUAUCAUAUUUUUGAAUUUGAUAUCUUUAAUCGAAAGAGACAGUGUACUGUGAGAGAGUAUACAUGGUAAAUUAUGACAGCUACAUAAUUCUUAGUAAUGAAAAAUUAGUCGAUUAAAAUUAGAGAUUUUAUUGGAAUACAUGGUCUGCCUCAAAAAUAAUGAGAUUAAUUCUGUAAAGUUGCUUGGACCUUUUUAAUCGUCCCAAAAGUGUCUGACUGUCCGACACUGUUUUGGACCGAUUAAAAAGGUCCAAGCAGCCGCAACGAGUGUUCUGAAAGGCACAUUUGAAGCCUUGAAAAAUAUUGAGUAUUUUCAAUAAAAUGAUUUUUCCAAAAUUAGUCUCAUUACUUUUGGAACAGACCAUGUAUGUAACAUAAAAAAUUGCCAACAUGCUUGCCUGAUUAGCGGAUAAAUGUCAAGAGUCAGAAAUGUCUCAUGCCAAGUUUAUACGUCAGUGACAUAUUAUAUACACAAUAUAAUCAGGGUUGGAUAAUAACUAGUUAUAAUAAUUAGUUAAAAGAUAAAUAAGAAAGUUAAAAAGUUA